Nothobranchius furzeri (turquoise killifish) is the source of this 4074-nucleotide messenger RNA. Its product is annotated as neuronal acetylcholine receptor subunit beta-2. The record is from RefSeq and is a predicted model, not a curated record. Gene Ontology annotation, biological process: signal transduction; chemical synaptic transmission; nervous system process. Gene Ontology annotation, cellular component: postsynaptic membrane; neuron projection; synapse. Lineage: Eukaryota; Metazoa; Chordata; Actinopteri; Cyprinodontiformes; Nothobranchiidae. Gene Ontology annotation, molecular function: acetylcholine-gated monoatomic cation-selective channel activity; transmembrane signaling receptor activity.
GAGUGAAACCGAAGCCUGGUGGGAGACUGCGCUGGGCAGCGGGGACAAAUCAGGACAAAUCCUUCAUUUUAUCACCAAAAUCGCCAGAAACCCGUUUUUAUCCUUCAAGCAGAUUUGACUAGGAUUGUGGUUUCACUCCGCGCAAUCCCAGCUCCAGGACCAGCGGUGCGCUCUGGCAGAAAACAUUCAUCCUCUUCCGGAGCUGGAGCUCCUCUCCAUGUCUCCAAGCUUCAGCCACCGCUGGCCAGCUGCAGGAAAUCUCACGACGAGACCGUUUUAGUUGACAGUGUGUGUCACGGUCUUCCCGCAGCAGCCCAGAAAACACGCAGGAGUCUGCCCAUCUAGUUCAGAGUGUUGCGCUGGAGAGGGGCGCGCGAUGGCUGUCCCGGUGAAAGCAGCGCUGCCUCUCCUGGUUCUCUCCGUGGCAGGCGCCCUGUGUGCAGAUGUGGAGGAGAGGCUGGUGAGUCACCUGCUGUCGCCGGAGCGAUACAACAAACUGAUCAGACCAGCUGUCAACAACAGCCAGCAGGUCACCAUUUACAUCCAGGUGUCUUUGGCCCAGCUCAUCAACGUGAACGAAAGAGAGCAGAUCAUGACCACCAACUGUUGGCUCACUCAGGGGUGGAAUGACUACAGGUUAAUGUGGGAUCCUGAUGAAUAUGAGGGCAUCAAGAAAAUUCGACUCCCAUCUCAACACAUCUGGCUGCCAGACAUCGUUCUCUAUAACAAUGCUGACGGGACCUAUGAAGUCUCCUUCUACUCCAACGCUGUGGUAUCAAACAACGGAGAGGUAGCUUGGCUCCCACCGGCUAUCUACAAGUCGGCCUGUAAAAUUGAAGUCCGGGAUUUCCCCUUCGACCAGCAGAACUGCACUCUGAAAUUUCGAUCUUGGACUUACGACCACACAGAGAUUGAUCUCAUCCUCCUCAGUGAUUAUGCCUCUCGUGAUGACUUCAAACCCAGUGGGGAGUGGGAUAUUGUUUCACUGCCUGGACGGAAGAAUGAGGACCCUAAUGACAUCAGAUACCUGGAUAUCACCUAUGACUUCAUCAUCAAGAGGAAGCCUUUGUUCUACACCAUCAACCUGAUCAUCCCCUGCAUCCUCAUCACAUCUCUAGCCAUCCUGGUAUUCUACCUUCCGUCAGACUGCGGUGAGAAGAUGACUCUGUGCAUCUCCGUCCUCCUGGCCCUGACUGUGUUUUUACUCCUUAUCUCAAAGAUAGUGCCACCGACGUCUUUAGCAGUGCCUCUUAUUGGCAAGUACCUAAUGUUCACCAUGGUGCUGGUCACUUUCUCUAUCGUCACUAGCGUUUGUGUGCUCAACAUUCACCAUCGGUCUCCCAGUACUCACACCAUGCCACCGUGGGUCAAACGCAUCUUCCUGUACCGGCUUCCCUCAUUCCUCUUCAUGCGGAGACCCGGUAGCUCCAACAUUCGUGAGAAGUUCAGGAAAAAAUACCAAAAGCAGAUGUAUUCAGACCAGAGGUUGUGUGGUGCGGAGGGUGGGACGGGAGGUUCUGCUGGAGUGGCAGAUUCCUCCUCAUCCUUCUUCAUCAACGAGGAAUCAGCCAAACGCUACGGCUGGAGAAUCAGGGAUUUAUCAGACGGCACAGACUUCAGGAGGAGGAUGACGCUCAAGAGAAACAUUGAUGUGGAGGAUGCUGUAGAUGGAGUUCGCUACAUUGCUGAGAAAAUGAAGAGUGAAGAUGAUGAUGAGGGGAUCAUUGAGGACUGGAAGUAUGUUGCCAUGGUGAUUGACCGUCUCUUCCUAUGGAUUUUUGUUUGUGUGUGUGUAAUUGGCACUGCUGGCCUUUUCAUGCAGCCUCUGUUUGAGAGUUACAACACUCCGAUUGUUGACGACAUGGAGCAUAAAUGAAGUCUUGGACGUUGGUUUCAUCAAGGCUCCUGAAAUUUUGUACAUUUUUUUCUCAAAACAAACUUUGAUGACUUUUCAAUAUAAACUUUUACAUCCAACACUCUCCAACCGUCAGCCCUGUUGUCUCGUCUGUUGUGCUUUGAUUUCCUCUCAUUGUCACUUCUUCACCAUUGCGGGAAGGGGCUCAUUUCUGUUGAUUAUUAAACAAAUAAAACUGAAAGGUGUUGCACACUCAUUAAAUCAAUACAUUUGCAGUGGUUUCUUGUAGGAAUAAAUGAAGGAAUGCCUUGAAUGCGCCUGAAUCAGGAAGUACAAGUCAGCUGGAGAAGAAAGUAGCUUUCAGGUUUUGGUUUCUUAUUUUCUGAUAUUUGAACAUUUCACCUCUGAUUGGCUAACAGCAACAUGACUAUGCAGACUGUUUGCUCUGCACUGAUGAUGUUUUAUCUCCACAAAUAACACAAGCCUGUUGUACUAUGUAGUGGAGUUGCUAAUGCUAACUGUUAGCUUCUACUCGUCGAGACGUUCUCUGCUGUUUCCUGGAUGCUAAACCAACAGCCUUCCCCGCUGUGAGUCAAGAUGGGUGAGUCCAUGAAUGCUGAGCGACAGUGUGACAUAGAUCUGUCAGGCUUUUCUAGUCCUAGAGUUUCACUGUCUAUGUUUAUCAGAAGCUAAUGCAGGAGAUAGGUGUAGGAGACUAUUUUCAUGUUCAGCCUGUAUGACGAAUCCAGAGUGACAGAUUAUAAUCAGACAUAUUAGAACAAAAAUGGUUUGAGUGUGUCACACCUUUAAAUGAAACGAGUAUCCGUCUGACCCUAAGACACUACUGUUGAGGUGAUGCAACAAUAACCCCUUAACUGCUUUGUUGACAGAAGUCAAUUUGUAUUUAUGACUUUUACCACAAGUAAAAACUAUUUGUUCCUUUUGAAUGUAAGACAAGUGUAUUAUCAAAACAUGUUUUUUUUCUUUCACAUGUAUGUAUUUUCACCCUCGUUGUUUAAAGAGAACUAGAUUAUUUUACAUUCUGAAACAUAAAGUGGUUUUGCUUCUGUAUCUAGAUGUAAUACCAAUAACUUGUCAUGAUGUGGUAGAGCUGGACCAGGAGGAAGAAAUGGCAGAUGAGGUUAAAAAAACAGCUUAAUGAAUGGCAGCAGAUGACACCAACAGGAGCAGCAUAACAGAAGAUGCUACAAUGAUCUGACAAAGGACACGUGCAAAACGGGGUAUAAAUACCCAAGGAUAAUCAGGAACACACGGGUAGGUUAACGAGGGGCUGGUGAGUCCAAUGAAUCAGGUGUGAAUGAGACCAAGAGUCAGAGGGGGUGGAACAUAACUGAACUUAUUUGGGACCAGAAAUUGAUUAACAAAACCCAAACAGAGAAAAAAAUACAAGUAAUUUACUCACAACAACUAGAGCGUCACACUUAGCAAGUCCCUAAAAAAUUAAAAUGAUGUGUUGGGAAAAAAAAUGUCAGUUUCUUGAACUUCAUUCAGCAACAUAUUUAUUGAUAAUAGUUGUCUUUAGAUGAAACAGAAUGGACUUAACCUGAAAUAUACAUGGAGAACAUCAUUUGGGACAUGUAAAGCAUGGGCUGCAUGGUAGCACAGUUGUUAGCAUUGUUGCCUCGCAGCAAGAAGGUUUGCAGCUCGAAACCCGGCUGCAGCCUUUCUGUGUGGAGUUGCGUGUUCUCCCCCUGCAUGCGUGGGUUUCCUGCGGGUACUCCAGUUUCCCCCACACAUCACAACGUGCCCUAUAGGUUAUAAAUUGUAUGUCGCUUUGGGUGAAUGCAUCUGCCAAAUAAAUAAACGUGAACUCAAAAGCAGCUAUGUGUUUAAAUCUGAAAAAAAAAAUCAGGAAAAAACAAACAUUUUAGAAGACUACUCCUGAUCAUCGUGCUUCCUUUGAAUGUUCAUCUUGCAGCUUUUUGACCAGAAGCAUCCAUUUAGCUUGUCUCCAUCACCAUGGAAACCAGCAGCAAUAAUAUUGUGUUAAAUUUGAUGCACAGUGUCCUGUAACUAAACAUCGCUUCACCUAUUGUUCGUCUGCCAUUGUUUUUCAUUACAAUUUUUUCUAAAAGACAUUGCUUGGUUGGGCAUCCAGUACUCAUUUUGAGAUUAACUGUCAUAAUGCCCUCAGCUGUCAAGGAACACAAAGGUUCUGUACUCCUGAAACUGUGUUAAUAAAAUUAAAGUUUGUUUUC